AUGGGGUACAUGAUAUACACAUUUGGUCAGUUCUGUCCAAAGGGACCCAUUCAGAACAUCAACAUCAACAAAUCCAAGAUUGACAUGACAGUCUCUUGUACAGCCACCGAUGAUCACUGCCAUCUUAUUAACCCCAUCAUAAACUAUUUGUUUAGAAAAUAAAUAUCGGAGCACUUUAUAUUCACAGUUGAAGCAAAAAGCCAUCAUACAGCCUUGCUGGUAACCCCAGCAUGGCCAUCUGGAAUGACACAAUCCAAUACAGUAUCCUGGAUUGUUAUGCUGGAUCCGCAGUUUAAGGGCAAUCUGGAGUUCAAAAAUGUCAGUCAGCCCAAGUGCAAAGAAGUGCGUACAAGCAUCACCGUCCAGAGCUUUCGCUCUUUGAUGAUGCUUUACAUUGAGGAUGAUAAGAUUAGGGAUUUGCAGGUUUUAGACAGUUUUUACCUCAACAUGACUAACUGCAAGUCAACAUCUGGAGACUUCAGAGUAAUGAUGCAGAUAACGGUGCAGAAAAAUCAUCUUUUGACAGUUAUCUUAAGUAUCAUGGGAAUGCUUUUGGCUGUGAUGAUUAUAGCCGUUGUGGUCUGUAUUUUUUAUCAGGAAAAAAAGAGGAAUAGUGCUCUGCAAGUGUCCAUCUACAAUCCUGGCGAGCAUGACAUCCUUCCCAUUACACAGGAGGAUCCUCACAUCUAUGAGCACAUAGUCGAAACUAAUGUAUAUUCCGAUCGAUGUUACUUAAAUAAACAGUGUACAGAAUCCAGUAUGGAUGAUAGGGAUCCACAACAGAGUGGACCAACUUUGCCUGAAAGGGCCAUGGGAAAAUUUCCCACCAUCAACAACCACAACAUGAUUGACAAUGAGCUCUAUGGUUAG
Messenger RNA from Triplophysa dalaica, 870 nucleotides. It is a transcript of the gene cdcp1a, whose product is annotated as CUB domain containing protein 1a. The record is from RefSeq and is a predicted model, not a curated record. NCBI's taxonomy places the organism in Eukaryota, Metazoa, Chordata, Actinopteri, Cypriniformes, Nemacheilidae.